Molecule: messenger RNA, 4545 nt
Organism: Penicillium cosmopolitanum
Lineage: Eukaryota; Fungi; Ascomycota; Eurotiomycetes; Eurotiales; Aspergillaceae
Product: kinesin-3 motor protein uncA
Exons: 5
Coding region: 1-4545 (1514 amino acids)
Biological process (GO): cytoskeleton-dependent intracellular transport; microtubule-based movement
Cellular component (GO): kinesin complex; microtubule
Molecular function (GO): microtubule motor activity; microtubule binding; ATP binding
Source: RefSeq, a predicted model, not a curated record
AUGAAAGGCGCCCAGACGGUGCUCACCGCACCGCCUGGCGCGCAGGAUGUCUCCUCAAGGAAAGGCGGCAAGGGCGAAUCCGGAGCGCCCAAAGUCUUCGCGUUCGAUCGAUCAUACUGGUCCUUCGACAAGAAGGACGGGACGUACGCCGGGCAAGAUAAUCUCUUCGAUGAUUUGGGUUCGCCACUCUUGGACAACGCCUUUGGCGGAUACAACAAUUGUAUUUUCGCCUAUGGCCAGACUGGUUCGGGAAAGUCGUACUCCAUGAUGGGAUAUGGCAAGGAAUAUGGUGUUAUCCCGCGAAUCUGUCAGUCGAUGUUUCUGCGCAUCGGCGACAUGAUGCAAGCCGAUAAACACCUCAAUUGCACGAUCGAAGUCUCGUACCUGGAAAUUUACAACGAACGCGUGCGCGAUUUGCUCAACCCGUCCAAUAAGGGUAACCUGAAGGUCCGUGAGCAUCCUUCCACGGGUCCCUAUGUGGAGGAUCUGGCCAAGUUGGUGGUGCGCUCCUUUGAGGAGAUCGAGAACCUCAUGGAUGAGGGUAACAAGGCGAGAACGGUUGCUGCGACGAACAUGAACGAGACCUCAAGUCGAUCGCACGCCGUGUUCACACUGACCCUCUCACAAAAACGUCACGAUGCCGAAACUUCACUGGACACUGAGAAGGUAUCGAAGAUUAGUCUAGUCGAUUUGGCGGGUUCGGAGAGAGCAAACUCUACCGGAGCCACGGGUGCUCGUUUGAAAGAAGGUGCUGAAAUUAACCGCUCGCUUUCCACGCUUGGUCGUGUCAUCGCUGCACUUGCGGAUGUCUCAUCUGGAAAGCUCAAAAAGGCAUCCAUGGUUCCAUAUCGUGAUUCCAUCUUGACAUGGCUGCUCAAAGAUUCACUCGGUGGUAACUCGAUGACUUCUAUGAUUGCAGCUAUCUCGCCGGCUGAUAUCAACUUCGACGAAACUCUGAAGAUUAAGAACCACGCCGUUGUGAACGAGGACCCGAACGCUCGCAUGAUUCGCGAGCUCAAGGAGGAAUUGGCACAGCUUCGGUCAAAACUUGGAGGUGGUGUUCCUGGGGCUGCUGGGGGCGCACCUGGUGCCAUCGCAGCAGAAUCAUAUCCACCAGAUACCCCAUUGGAACAGCAAAUGGUUUCUAUCCACCAGACUGACGGCAGUGUGACCAAAGUCAGCAAAGCUGAGAUCGUCGAACAACUCAACCAAAGUGAGAAGCUUUACAAAGAUCUCAAUCAGACCUGGGAGGAAAAACUGCAGAAAACUGAAGAGAUUCACAAAGAGCGUGAAGCGGCGCUCGAGGAACUCGGCAUCAAUAUCACAAAGGGCUUUAUCGGAUUAAAGUGUUUGGUUUACAAUAUCAAGCCCGGAAGCACGACAGUGGGACACAUGGAUCAAGGCACUAAUGUCGACAUCCGACUGAACGGCUCCAAGAUUCUUCAGCAGCACUGCACUUUCGAAAACGCCGAUAACGUCGUGACCAUCGUCCCCACUGAGGGUGCUGCUGUCAUGGUCAACGGUCUCCGGAUAGACAAGCCCUCACGACUCAAGAGUGGUCAUCGUAUCAUUCUCGGUGACUUCCACAUCUUCCGUUUCAACCAUCCGCAAGAGGCUCGCGCCGAGCGUGUCGAGCAGAGUCUCCUGCGCCAUUCCGUGACAACUAGUCAACUGGGCUCCCCGGCGCCUAAUAAAACGCACGAUCGCAAUGUCAGCAAGACUGGAUCGGAUAUCGACGGGGACUCAAGUAGAGCCGACUCCCCGAUGCCCGCACGCAGUCGCGAAUCUGACUGGUUCAUGGCGAGGAAAGAGGCCGUCGGCGCGAUGCUUGGCCAAGAUCAUAUCUCACAUCUGCCCGACGACGAGCUUGACGCCCUAUUCGAAGAUGUGCAAAAAGUCCGAGCAGGGCGUCGUGGGCUGCCGGAGAAUGAAGAAGAUUCAGACUCUCUUAGCUCCUUCCCUAUCCGCGACAAGUACAUGUCCAAUGGAACCAUCGACAAUUUCUCCCUUGACACGGCGAUUACAAUGCCAGGCACCCCACGACAAACCGAAGACGAUGAUGGCUCCAAUGGUGUUUCCCUGAAAUCGGUUCGGUUGGAUAUGCAGCGCCAGUUAGAUCGCCAGCGGGAGGCGUUCCAGGACAAGCUGAAGAAUGCGGAGACUUCUUCCAAUCAAGAUCCCGGAGAGAUCCAGACUGAGAAACAGCGUAUGGAGGAUGCACUCCGGUCUGCCAAGGAAGAGUUUGAAGAGCAGUUGCGAGCACAAAAGGAGACUUUCGAGACUCAGAUGCGAGAUAUGGGAAAGCCCAUCCCACAGAUCUUUGAGAAUGGCUUUGCCAAGUUGAAUGAGCGCGAGCUCGAGAUCGCACAGUCCGUCUACUCCCAUUGGUCACAGCGUAACUAUGUUCGCAUGGCCGAGAAAAUUCUACAGCAUGCAUCGCUGCUGAAAGAGGCACAAGUCAUGAGUCAGAUCAUGGACAAGAAUGUGGUCUUCCAGUUCGCAGUUGUUGACCACGGUCAUAGCAUGGCUUCAUGUUAUGACCUGGUUCUAAAUGGCAUUUCCGGCGACGAGGAUAUUGUUCUUGAAGAGACCAAGAAGCCCUGUGUCGGCGUUCGAGUCAUCGAUUACAAACAGUCUGUGAUCCACUUAUGGUCUAUCGAAAAACUCCAGAGACGCGUACAAUCUAUGCGACAGCUGCAUCAGUACAUCGAUCGGCCCGACUAUAUCCAGCACUUCAGGCUUGAAAAUCCGUUUUCGGAGUCUUGUUCGCCGCAAUACUCUCUCAUCGGUGAUGCCGACAUCCCCCUGACGGCUGUCUUCGAAACCCGUGUGCAGGAUUUCUCAAUUGAGAUCACAUCGCCCUACACCCAAAGCGUUGUCGGUAUCAUUCGAUUGUCGCUUGAACCCUCCUCAGCCCAGGCUCCUUCUUCGACUUUGAAGUUCAACGUCGUCAUGCGUGACAUGGUUGGAUUCGCUGAAUGGGAAGGAUCCGAUGUUCACGCUCAACUCUUCGUGCCCGGAAUCUCGGAAGAAGGUGGUGCGACGACAACGCAGAUGAUCAACGGGUUCGAAGAAAGCCCGGUGCGCUUCGAAAGUGUUCACAGUAUGAGCCUCCCGUUGUCCAGUCCUAGAACUGCGGCGUUGAAGGUGUGCGUCUAUGCUCGUGUGACAUCCGUUCAUAUGGAUAAGCUUUUGAGUUGGGAUGAUAUGCACGAUUCUUCGGAAAUGAUCCCUAAGAAGCGCACCUCGCCUCGGAUUGCCGAGUCUGAAUUCUACUCCGAAGAAAGACACGACGUCUUCGCCCGCAUCCAGAUUUUGGAAUUAGCCGAGUCUGGCGAAUAUACACCGGUUGAAGUGGUUCAAAAUGGGGCUCUUGACGCUGGUACUUCUCAACUUCAUCAGGGAUUGCAGCGUCGCGUUUCGAUCAACCUGACUUAUAGUUCCACCGAAAGCCUCCCAUGGGACGAUAUUGCCAACGCGCGCGUGGGCUCUGUUCGUCUCCUCGACCCGUGGGGCAAGAUUCCCGACCAGGAUCUCCAAACACCAGAUGUCCCGCUCAAGUUCCUUCAAGAACCAAUGGUUAAAGACAAUGCUGAUGGCACUUCGAAUGUUACAAUCAUUGGCCAAUGGGACUCAAGUUUACACGGCUCUCUCCUUCUUGAUCGGGUGACCGCGGACAAAUACAAAGUCCAAGUAACCAUCCUCGGCCGCACAUAUGUCCGCCAACAGUCCAUGUUCAAGCAGCUAUGGAGCUCCACCAGAGUCGUGCAUUCGACAACAAGCAUGUACUCACUAGUCAUCCGCCCAAUCUCAGCCAAGCGCGCCGCCGACCUAUGGCGUAUGAAUACUCAGAAUGACUACGUUAAGGGCGAAGAGCUGCUAACAACAUGGGCUCCACGGAAAGUCUCCCUCGUCCGAGAUUACAUCGCUGCCCGUAAACGUCGAUAUCGCAUCGCAGAGCUCCACGCUGCCCGCGGCGCUCUCAGUGCCGGCAGCCUAAGGGCAUCUCCAGCCCGAGGCAGCGGCAGAUCAACACCCAUGCGCGGCCAAGACCUCAACGAGCGCAAGACAAAACUGCUCAAAAAAUACCUCGACCUCUGGUCAACAAAGAAAGAUCCCACCGAAGCAAUCCUCGUCCGAACAAAUACCGAACCGCCAAGUGACGGCGCUGACCUAGCAGCCCAACGCAAACAAACCAACGCGUCUGGGUCCGACGCUUCGUCGAACUGCGCCGACCCUGAUCUGCACAUCUACUCCGUACCGGAAGGUGAUGAGAUCAACGCGAUUAACCUGCGCAAUGCACGGGUUGACCACGCGCCCGAUUUCGCGCGAUUGCUUGAUGGGUCUGGGGCCGGUAAUGAUCGGUCAUCAAAUUCGCUUGCUGCGAAGGGUAGACCGAAUAUCUUUGCCGUUUAUGGGACGCAGAAUACGUUUCUUUUUGCGACGAGGACGGAGGCGCACAAGGUUGAGUGGAUUCUUAAGAUUGAUGAGAGCUAUUUUAGUAGCAAUAGUGGGAGUGCGGUUGCGAGUGGUGAUGAGCGGUGA